UGUAUUUCUACCAAUUUCUUCCUUUCACCUACUUAUGAAUUCUGAUGGGAAGGACGACUUUUUAUUUUAAAAAAAUCCCCUUUUCAAAUUUCACCAGACCCUAAUCAAUUUAUCACUCUAUUUGUCUUCUAAAUUACCAUGUGUAGCUUAUUAUGCUCCUCUCAUCUUUGUUCAUGACUGCAUUCAUGACUUCUAACUUGUGCCUUGGCUACGAAAGAUUCAAGCGAGACACCCAAUUUUUGUGGCUUCGAAAUGGGUAAUUUCAAGAACAUACUUUUUAUCAACCUGCUUGGUAGAAUUCUUUGAUGUUUCUUGUUGAUGGAGGAUUUUAUCGGAAAUUGGUUCACUUUAUUUUGGAAUUUCGAAUGUAGCAAUCUUCACUAUACUCCCAUUGGACUCUAUGUCCAGGGAGAAUAGAAAAUUGAGUACUGAGUUUGAUUAUUCGCCUGAAGCUUUGAGAAACCUAUUCUUAGUUGACUGUUAAGGGAAAGUUCAUUUACAACUCUGUUUGCUGGAAAGAGAAAAAGUGCUGUUUGAGACCUAAGUCAUUAUUGAUUGGAUUGGAUUAGAUUAAAAUGGGUGUUUGGUUUGGAGCUAUUACUGCUAUUGCUGGUUAUGUUGCUCAACAUUGGAAUGAUCUUUUACGGUGUAAACAAAAUCUUGGGGAUUCACCUAAUGGAAUUCCUGAAAUUUUGAAGCAUAACUCUUCUCAGAGUGUUCCUCAAGCCCUUAAUGAGGACUGCCCUUCCCUGGGAAUGAAGCUUAGAAAGAAAUUUGAUGAAAAUGGUUUGUCUAGGGAAAAGGAACUAGUCCGUGAAGAUGAGAAUAUGGUGGAAAUGAAUUCUAAAAGUGGUAUAUUCGUGAUGGAUUAUUCUGAUAGUCCCUAUACGAUUUCUUGGUCAAGGAAUAGAAACUGCCUAAGAAGUAGAAUUGCGGAUAGACGUAUCAUGAAACCAUUGACUUCUCUUGAAAAUUGUUUGGUGGCCCAGUUGAUCCACGAACGGGCAGAAAUGGAAGAGUGUAUAUUUGGUUCAGUUCCUUUACGCCCACCACCAUACGCGCCUCAAAAGGGCAUUGUUCCACAACAGGAGACACUAUAUGGAGUUCCUCAACUGCCAAAUAUUGGGUCCAGCAAGUUCCAAAGAAAAGAAAGAGUUGGUAAAAAGAAUCAGAUCAGAAUAUAUCGCAGUUCCAGGAAAAAGAUGACCAAAAAGCGCAUUCAAUCUCAAGGAUUUUCUAAUGAAGCUUUUCUUCUGUCCCUUGGGAUAUACAUUGGAGUUUUCUUUUCUAUGGUGGCAUAUAAAAAAGAAAUAGAAAAACUUAACCUAAUACUGAAGGAGACAAACUAUUUGGUUCAAGAUCUACAAGAGGAACUUGAAAUGAAGGGUUCAUUAAUUGUGAAAGAAAUUCACGCUGAGGAUUAUAACAAUGACGGGUUGCAUUCACUUUCUUCUCAGCAGAAUCAUAAGACAUUGGAGUGUUGUGUUGAAGAACAACAAUGGAAGCACACAGAUGAAGAACCAAUGAGUAAAAUUGAAGUAGAGCUUGAAAUGGAACUAGAGAGAUUAGAACAGAAUAUAGAUUCAUCUCAUUUGGAAGGGAAAUUCAUGGAACUAAAUGAGCUUGACCCAGAGUUCAUACCAGAUUUACCGGAGGGUGAGUUACUAGAUCAGGCCUUUAAUAGAAGGGGUAUUCUACAUUAUGGAGACCGUGAUGAAGGUGACAAAUCCACUCCUCCCUCGGCAAAUUAUGCUGUCUCGCCUAGAGAACUAUGCUUGAGGCUACAUGAGGUCAUUGAAUCACAACUUCAAGAACAUGUGAGGGAGCUUGAGACAGCUCUUGAAAAUAGCCAGAGAAAGGUUCGGUACAUGGAAGUAGAAGAAGAAGAAGAAGAAGAAGAAGAAAUAAAUUCUUGUAUAGAAUUAUCUAACCGUCUAAAUGUUUGGUCGUGAAUUUAGCCAGAUGCUCAAGAUGAAAUGUCAAAAGUAAGAAAGCCAGAAGAUGACGAGAUUCAGAAGCCUCUGAUUAUGGGCGUAGAGGGGGGAACCGAGCCCCGAGCUUGGUUAUUUUUUAUCUUGUUCGAUUUUUUGUUUAAAAAUGUAUAUGAAUGCAUAUUUUUUCCUUGCCCCAAUUUUUGCUAAAUCAAAAAGGUUUUGAUUUAGCAUAUUGCUCAGAAAGCUAGGAAACGCUCUCCUGCAGUUUUGUGUGCCCAGAAAGCAUUGGUUCGCAUGGAUGUUAAUGAACUUCAAAAUUGGGAUUUGAUGUGGCCAGAUUUUAUAUAAUGAAGUGGUUAAGAUUUUGUAUA
Cuscuta epithymum is the source of this 2305-nucleotide messenger RNA. NCBI's taxonomy places the organism in Eukaryota, Viridiplantae, Streptophyta, Magnoliopsida, Solanales, Convolvulaceae. The record is from the annotation of a GenBank genome assembly.